AUGUCAACCCAAUACUUCCAAGAUUACAAUCAAAGUCAUCAAAAUGCACCUAGAAGUCCUGGAACAACUUUUCAUGCACCUUUAACUCAUUCCAUUCCGAGACUUAAGCCACACAAUGCAGCUUCUUGUUGUUCUUGUUGUGGUAUUACGUUUCGCAUGUUCCGUCAAAAAUACAAUUGUUAUAAUUGUGGUAAUGUAACUUGUGGACGAUGUUCUGAUAAUAGAGCUGAGUUACCAAAAUUUAGUUAUUUUGAGCCUGUGCGAGUUUGUAACUUAUGCUAUGAUUAUUUGAAAAUAAUGGAAAUGAAUCGUUCACAACUUAUCAGAUCACCAACCAAAAUAUUGCGAGAAUAUAUUUCAGCAUAUAAUCUUCCUUGUCAUAAUAUUAUUGAAAAAGACGAUUUGAUUAAUAUCAUUAUAGCGCAUAGACCAUUGGAAGAACGUUAUGAAGUUUAUUAUCGAGAUCAUUAUCCAAUUGCUCAAUCU
Molecule: messenger RNA, 486 nt
Organism: Funneliformis mosseae
Lineage: Eukaryota; Fungi; Glomeromycota; Glomeromycetes; Glomerales; Glomeraceae
Source: the annotation of a GenBank genome assembly